AUGCCAGUUCCAAUCGAAUUCUCAGCUGAUGACACAGUAAACAUAUUGGUGUUAGUUGAACUGGAUUACGACCGCUUUGAAAUGGUUCGUUCCAAGGGAGAGAUUGUAAUUAACGUUGCAUCGAGUGGUAUAGCAUCGUUAUUGCUCCCCGGUGGAAGAACAACUCAUUCUCGAUUCGGACUACCCAUAAAUGUACACGAGAGUUCCACCUGUAGCAUAUCGCAACAAAGUCCACAGGCGGAGUUGUUCAUAAGGGCAAAGCUUAUUAUAUGGGACGAGGCUCCUAUGAUGCAUAGAUACUGUUUUGAAGCGCUUGACAAGACAAUGAAGUCAAUAUUACAGGUUGAAAAACUCUUUGGUGGAAAGGUAGUUGUUUUUAGAGGAGAUUUUAGGCAGAUUUUACCAGUUGUGCUCAAAGCAUCAAGGCAGGACAUAGUACAUGCUACGAUAAACUCCUUUUCGCUGUGGAAUUUCUGUCGUGUCAUGAAGUUGAUUAAGAACAUGAGAUUGCAGUCAUGCUCUUCUCCAUCUAACGUGGAUGAGGUAAAAGAAUUUGGAGACUGGAUACUGAAGGUUGGUAGUGAGGAUGUUGGGGAACAAAAUCAUGGUGAAGCUUCGAUAGUGAUUCCCGAUGACAUGUUGAUUGGUGAUUCAGAAGAUCCAUUCAGAGACCUACUGGAAUUCGUUUACCCGGAUUGUUGA
Molecule: messenger RNA, 702 nt
Organism: Erythranthe guttata (spotted monkey flower)
Lineage: Eukaryota; Viridiplantae; Streptophyta; Magnoliopsida; Lamiales; Phrymaceae
Source: RefSeq, a predicted model, not a curated record